CGCUGUUCGGGACCUAAGCUUGAAGACGUAGAAGAACUGGCGACUUCCUCUUAUUGUAGCUGCAAUUUGUUUCUUUGUUUUGACUUUGGCAAUCAGACCAAGUCUGUCCGUGCUCCCUUCCCUGUUGACAUCCCUCGAGCCUAUUCUGGAAGGACGCAUUCUGGGAAACGUCAAGCUUCGGGCACCUCCCUCAUUCCACCAAUUCCACCACGCAUUGGAUUUUGCAGAAAAUGACAGCAUGAACUCGCGGGACCGAGCACUGUCUCCGGAAUACACCGAAUCAUCGACGUCAACCACGACGACGACAACAUAAAAUUUCAUCCUCUCCCCCUUGAGAUUCCGGCCGUCGCAACCAUGAAGCGCCAAGUCGUCGGCCCCCACCGCAAUGCGCUCUUCUCCUCGACCUCCCUCGCAACCACCCUCCUCGUCCUGACGCUCGCCUUUGCGUCCCUAGUAAAUGCCUACACUGAAAUGUCCGAGGCCUUUCUCAAGGCGAUCCCACUCGACCAUGGCGAUUUCGACAUACUAAACGAGCGCGGCCUGCUGGCGCCCAUCCUGAUCCCCCGAGUGCCAGGCACGCCGGGACAGGUGCAAGCCCAACAACACAUCACCUCCUUCUUUGCGCGCGAGCUGCCCAAAUGGAACGUUUCGUGGCAGAACUCGACCGGCACGACCCCCGUGACGGGCAACAAGCAGGUGCCGUUCCAAAACAUCAUUGUGCGCCGCGAGCCGCCCUGGACAAAGCCCGGGCAGGCAAACUACCUGACGCUGGUGGCACACUACGACUCCAAGAUAUCGCCAGAGGGCUUCAUCGGAGCCACCGACAGCGCGGUGCCGUGCGCCGUACUCAUGUACGUGGCCAAGAGCAUCGACAAGUACCUGACGCAGAUGCACGACGAGAUGGCGGCGUUGGGUGAGGGCGGUACAAUACCCCAGGAUAUGGCUGUUCAGCUACUUUUUCUGGAUGGAGAGGAGGCGUUCGCGUCGUGGACGGACACGGAUUCGGUCUAUGGAGCUAGGUCUCUGGCAAGCUAUUGGGAGCAGUCAUUGAACCCUGCCAUGUCUUUUUACAAAAACCCGCUCGACCAGAUUAGCAUAUUUGUGCUGCUGGACCUCCUGGGCUCGGCCAACCCAUCUGUGCCGUCUUACUUUCAGACGACACACUGGGCAUACCAACGCAUGGCGGCGGUCGAGACGCGCAUGCGUAACUUUAGCAUGUUGGAGUCGGUUCCUAAGAAGCCGUUCUUGCCCGAGGCUGGCAAGACCCAGUUUUCGCCCGGCGGGAUUGGUGACGAUCACAUCCCCUUUUUGAAGAAGGGAGUUGAAGUCCUGCACAUCAUCCCCAGCCCGUUCCCGGAUGUGUGGCAUCGCAUGGAGGAUGAUGGCGCACAUCUCGAUAUGGCGACUGUCAGGGAUUGGGCGAGGAUCACGACGACGUUUGUAAUGGAAUGGUUGGACAUGAUGGAGGUUGCACCCCAAGGUGCAGGGGGUGAGGCUACAUGACGGAAUUUACGGACUUCUUUACGAUCUCUACCAUGUUACUGAAGAGCUACCCGAAACGAUUGAGGGCAUUUUCUCUUUUCGGGUUGUUUCUAGGCCAGUGUUGCCUACCUGUGAAGACUGGUAAUGCCUUGAAUGCAUGGACUGUGGAUGUCAGCUGGCUCGAGAAACAGCCUGUUGGCUGCUUGGACGGAUCUCUGCAUUCACUACAUUGUGAGGUGCCCAAUACCAAAAGAGGCUACAUCGCCAUUGGGCUGCAGGCUUUAGCCAGCAAACCGUAUAUAUUAUACCCCGAUUUAUAUUUGCAGCAGUUGCUGGUAGCACUGAAAUAUUAUUGGAUUGUCCUUCAGGUGGUCGGCACACAAACCAAC
Molecule: messenger RNA, 1871 nt
Organism: Pyricularia oryzae 70-15
Lineage: Eukaryota; Fungi; Ascomycota; Sordariomycetes; Magnaporthales; Pyriculariaceae
Exons: 2
Coding region: 355-1503 (382 amino acids)
Molecular function (GO): glutaminyl-peptide cyclotransferase activity; zinc ion binding
Source: RefSeq, a predicted model, not a curated record